UGUGCGCGUUUAUUAAAUUAAACUUUCGGAUAAAUCGUGACAACUCGUGAAACCUUCAAAUACAGCCAGGGGAGUGUCUAUUCAAAGAACACUGAAGGCUUAUUGAAUCAUUAUGGAUGUUUUCGGGCACCACUAAGUCGCUUUGUCGCACCACCUCCAUCAGACGCUUUCCCUGCACUGCAGCAGCAGCUCCAGGUGCUCCUCGCCCCCUUUUUUUCCCUGCUCGGUCGUGGGCGAGUAGAAGCAGGAGGGGAGGUCGCCCCUUAAGAACAGCCUCGUAUUUUGCAACGCACCCCCAAAAACCCCCCGCGUUACGUUUCCAUAGUCACGUCACAUCGGCUCCACCAUGUUGUAGGAAGUCCGCCGCUCCUCCUCGCUCCCUGUCAGAUUACCGUUUAAUCUGAGGGGGAGGACACGCCGCCAAGACGCAGUCUGCAUCUUGGAAGGACUCUCGGUGUUUAUCCACAGCCAGCGGCGUUCACCGCGACUUGACGUGAGGCCAUUGCUUUUUCUGCCAUAAACGUCCUAGAAGAUGAGACGCCAGUUUCCCAUCCCGGUUUUUUCCCGUCUGCCGAUUUGCCGACACGUUAAAAUGUUAGCCGGCUAACUAGCUGAAAAAAAGAGUAACUAAAUCGGAUUAAGUUGGUUAACAACGGCCGCCUCCCGGGCAGGUAUUACUUGACAAACUAUUACGAGGCACGCGUUCGCCUUUUGUCUCUCCCGUGUGUCGCGUUACGUCGACAUUACUACUUUGUACCGUUAUUACUCGCUAGCGUCGAUGUCGUCGCAAGUGUUAGCUUAGCGCGAGGUAAUUAGCCCACCGACUCGCGAACGGAGAGCGCGAGCCCGCUUCGCCGCGAGCUAAUCUUCCCCCGUUAGGUCGGAAACGACCGCGAGCCGAGUGACGCCGCCGCGGCAGCAGCAGCAGCAGCAGCAGCGCGCGGCCGGCGCGGCCGACGUGCUACCCGGCGUGUGCGGCCGUCCAGCUGGCGAGAGAGACGCCCAACAAAAAUCUCAUCCCCGAGAUUAGUCCUCCGACGAAGCGAAGAUGUCCGGGAAGGAUAAGGACAAAGACAAAGCGGAGAAACAGUCCACGACGGAGCGGCUGGUCAAAGCUGUGCCGUACCCUCCGCAACACAAGCUGACGGUGAAGGAGCUGUUUGAGAGUGGCAAGCCCAACGCCGAGCUGCUCCGCAACCACCUCGUCAAAGAGGGCCGGGUGGAGGAGGACGUGGCUCUCAAGAUCAUCAACGACGGGGCCAACAUCCUCCGCCAGGAGAAGUGCAUGCUGGAAGUGGAUGCGCCGAUAACAGUAUGUGGCGAUGUCCAUGGACAAUUCUUCGACCUUAUGAAGUUGUUUGAAGUGGGGGGAUCCCCCAGUAACACGCGGUACCUCUUCCUCGGUGACUACGUGGACCGAGGAUACUUCAGCAUUGAGUGUGUUCUCUACCUCUGGUCGCUCAAGAUCAACCAUCCCAGCACGCUCUUCCUCCUGCGCGGGAACCAUGAGUGCCGACACCUCACGGAGUACUUCACCUUCAAACAGGAAUGUAAAAUCAAAUACUCUGAGCGGGUGUACGACGCCUGCAUGGAGGCCUUCGACUGUCUGCCCCUCGCCGCUCUGCUCAACCAACAGUUCCUGUGUGUGCACGGCGGACUCUCACCAGAAAUCAACUGCCUAGACGACAUAAGGAAAUUAGACAGGUUUAAAGAGCCUCCGGCGUUCGGGCCCAUGUGUGACCUGAUCUGGGCGGACCCCGGCGAGGACUACGGCAGCGAAAAGACCACCGAACAUUUCAACCAUAACUCCGUCAGAGGCUGCUCUUACUUUUUCAGUUACUCCGCCGUCUGUGACUUUUUGGUAAAUAAUAACUUACUGUCGGUAAUAAGAGCGCACGAAGCUCAGGAUGCCGGGUAUCGGAUGUACAGGAAAAGCCAGACCACCGGCUUCCCUUCACUAAUCACCAUCUUCUCAGCUCCUAAUUACCUGGACGUCUACAACAACAAAGCCGCCGUACUUAAGUACGAGAACAACGUGAUGAACAUCCGGCAGUUCAACUGCUCCCCGCACCCUUACUGGCUGCCCAACUUCAUGGACGUCUUCACGUGGUCUUUGCCUUUUGUUGGAGAGAAAGUGACGGAGAUGCUGGUGAAUGUACUGAACAUCUGCUCUGACGAUGAGCUCAUGUCUGAGGGAGAUGACCUCUAUGAAGGUGGAACCUCGGCGAUGCGCAAGGAGGUGAUCCGCAACAAGAUCCGCGCCGUGGGGAAGAUGGCCCGGGUCUUCGCCGUGCUCAGGGAGGAAAGUGAGAAUGUGCUCACGCUCAAAGGCCUCACCCCAACUGGAACUCUCCCCGUGGGAGUGCUGUCGGGGGGGAAGCAGACCCUGCAGACGGCCAUCCAAGGCUUCUCUCCCACGAGGAAGAUUCGCAACUUCGAGGAGGCGCGCGGCCUGGACCGGAUUAACGAGCGGAUGCCGCCGCGCAAAGACGGCCAGCAGCCGGACGGCACCGCGAUCGCCCCCACCGCGCCCAACAAGAACGGCACCGACGGAUAGGCGGCCCCCUCCCCCGCGUCUUUAAGCGACUCCACGUCCACCCUGCCCCCGCCCGCCCCCCCACCCAUUGCUCCCGCUCUUUCCUUGUCUCCGCCUCCCUCUGCGUCCUCCGCCGUCCGCCGCUAGAGAGGACGGAACGUCGUUCGAUCACAAAAGGGAAAGGAGGCGAUUGUGCUGGGAAACAACUUCCAGCUGCUGACAAAAAGAAAUAUAUAUAUUGUGUUUUAUCUGGUGAGGGGGGGGGGGGUCUUAUUAAAUAUAUUAGAUAUGUUGUUUAAUAGCAACAAAUCACUCACUGAAGACAUUUUGUCCUAACUUAUACAGUACGUGACCCCCCCUCUCCUCCGGCCCCCAAACAGAUCAUUUUAUGAACUUGAGUUGAUGCAGAUAGAUGCCGUUUUAGUCACUUAAAUUAUUAUUAUUUUAUUCUGUGUGUUGAGUGAGGGAGAGAUUCCAAAUACUGUCGAUCCCCGUUUGGCUGUGGAGGCGUUUUCUGGCCGCACAGCGUUCGCUUCCAAGCGCGUCACUCAAAAGAGAAAUGCCGCAUGUGUUGACAGGUGAAGAGGGGAAGAAAAUGAUAUCAGGACAAUUAUUACAAAUCCAGAUUUUAUACUUGAAAAAAGGAAUUUAAUUAAGACUUGUCCUAUUUAUACAUUUUCCACCAAACUUUGAUGAAUCCCCAAAGAUGCUGAAUGGACUUUUCUUGGUUCAGUAUUUUGUCCGCUUCCAGAGUAUUUUCUUUCUCUACACUGACUUAUGAGUGACAGAGACGAGUGAGGGCUUACUGCUUUGCGUGUGAUGGUAGUUGCUGGUGGUUUGCGCGCUGGUUACGACUUCUAUUCACUUUGAUGCCAACUGUGAUGUUCUCGCUCCGCUAAACCAAAAAACAAA
Messenger RNA from Gasterosteus aculeatus aculeatus (three-spined stickleback), 3448 nucleotides. RefSeq names its product protein phosphatase 3, catalytic subunit, gamma isozyme, a (gene ppp3cca). Gene Ontology annotation, molecular function: calmodulin-dependent protein phosphatase activity. The record is from RefSeq and is a predicted model, not a curated record. Lineage: Eukaryota; Metazoa; Chordata; Actinopteri; Perciformes; Gasterosteidae. Gene Ontology annotation, biological process: calcineurin-mediated signaling.